Endocarpon pusillum Z07020 is the source of this 405-nucleotide messenger RNA. RefSeq lists its product as uncharacterized. Lineage: Eukaryota; Fungi; Ascomycota; Eurotiomycetes; Verrucariales; Verrucariaceae. The record is from RefSeq and is a predicted model, not a curated record. The coding region runs from base 1 to 405 and encodes 134 amino acids. The transcript has a single exon.
AUGGCGGCCAUGCUUGCCGAAAAGAUAUCUGACCUUGAACACCAAACAUGGCGCGCUCUUCAACGGAAUGGCUCUGCGCUUCUUCCAUUCCUGUCCCGCGAUUGUGUCAUGCAAUUCCCUGUAGGGCUCAAAGUCUCGGCGACUUCGGAUCCCUCACUGAAGGACAUCAUGCUCAGUGAUGCUUUUAUACCGUGGAUCGGAUAUGCUCUAGAAGACGUGGCAGUAACAGAACUUGGGAGAGAGGCUGCUCUGAUCACCUAUCGAGCGGUAGCCUUGAGACCUCCACUAGAAGGAGAGGGGAACGUCGAAUUCCAUGCUCUCUGCGCUAGUGUUUGGCGUUUGGAUGCCGAGGCCGAGACGUGGCUUAUGUGCUUUCAUCAACAGACGGCUUUCGAAGUGGAGUGA